UAUACAACUAUAACAACUAUGGGAAUGACUCAUGCAAUUCACUAUCAGAAUCUUCCCCAUGAACCAAUGAGCAAGUCUACUCGUUGAUUCUUCAGGAAGAAAAGCAAAGGGAGGCAAGAAUGCAACCUCCCUCAAACGAUCACAUCAGCCUCUCUGCUAGUUAUGACAAUCGCAACUUCAGAAAUCGAAGUGGUAAGAAGCCAACAUACUUUUGCAACCACUGCAAUAUUACAGGUCAUUCCAGAGAGCGCUGCUUCAAACUGAAUGGAUACCCUCCAAACUUUAGAGAAGGGAGGAUCAAAGGAGAUAAAGUGCCAAAGCCAAACAGUGGUGACCAAAGCAAAACUGCCUUCAUCGCUGCAACUUCCAAUACCCAAUCAAAUGACUCCGGUAAGGAACUUGCUCUUGCUUUCACUGUUGAAGAGUUUUUACAACUGAAGCAAAUACUCAAGGACCGAUCAACACCACUUACCUCGUUCGCAGGACCCGACCUUCAAGACAACGAUUGGUCUGGCUGAACUGCGAGGUGGCCUUUACAUCUACAAGUUCUCAUCGACACAACCAACAGCCUCAAUCCUGAACUGCAACCAUGACCCGACAGAUCUGUGGCAUAUUAGAUUAUGACAUCCUUCACCAACCAAAAAUGUCUUGUUUUCUGAAUAUGAUAUAAACAUCAAACAAUCAAACAGUUUUUGUGAUGUCUGCAAGUUGUCUAAACAGUCUAGACUUUCGUUUGAAUCCAAUAAAGUGCAUUCUGUUGCUCCUCUUGAACUUCUUCACUGCGACAUUUGGGGACCUUAUUCGAAAGCUUCAUUCUCAGGUGCCCAUUACUUGUUAUCCAUCGUCGACGACUACACCAGGUCUGUUUGGAUCUACCUAAUGAAGUUCAAAAGCGAAACUUACCUGCACUUGAAAAAUUUCAUUGCUCUAGCUGAAAGACAAUACCAUCACAAUGUCAUUAAGGUGAAAACCGACAAUGGUGCAGAGUUCUUCUCUGACGAAAUGAAAAAACUUCUGUUGGAGCAUGGAAUUGACCAUCAACACACCUGCACCUACACUCCUCAGCAAAACGGGGUUGUAGAGAGAAAGCAUCGGCACAUACUAAAUGUGGCGAGAGCCCUGAAAAUUCAAUCUGGACUGCCAAUAACGUUUUGGGAUGAAUGUGUCCUCACUGCCACUUACCUGAUAAACAGG
Molecule: messenger RNA, 1194 nt
Organism: Nymphaea colorata (pocket water lily)
Lineage: Eukaryota; Viridiplantae; Streptophyta; Magnoliopsida; Nymphaeales; Nymphaeaceae
Exons: 2
Coding region: 120-518 (132 amino acids)
Source: RefSeq, a predicted model, not a curated record